GAAUAAUUCGCUGAAUCCGCUGACCCGUGCAUGCUAGCUGGGACCUGAAGGUCUAGGAUCAUCAUGUAUCUAUGAUGGCAUAGCACUAAACCUCGACACUGAGUGGAAUCGAAGCCUAGCAUCUGUAGAGAGUCGAUUACUGGAUUCCCUAUCUCAUUCUGUGAUCACUGACGUCGGUUACGUCACUAUAUCGAGUGGCGUCGUCGAUAUAGCCGUCCCAUACUUCAUCAUGUGUGCCACCAUAUCGCGUCCGCCAACUCAAUGAUACAUGUGAAUCUGUACACGUAUGCGGAAAACAUCGAUGUGUUUAACUGACGAUGAUAAACGCUAUGGCGGCAGAUCCGCAUACGAGGUCGGUCCAAAGAAUACAUGUUCAAUAGCCGUCUCGUGCAAUGUGUGUUACUGGCUUCUGGUGAUAAUAUAAGCAAAUAUGGUGCGCUAUAUUCACUGACUGCACUGUCAUAUUUGCAUUGAAUGAUGACAAACUAUGGGAUCACCGUGUGAUGGGAUGUAUUCCCCCGGGGCUUGCGACGCGGAGGACCCGGUAGAGCUGGGGAGAAGCCCGGUCAGUCUGGACAUACCAGCCAGCCCCGUUGGAGUAGUGGAAGGACUUAGCCAGUCUCGGAGUGAUGUCUACAUCGUGGAAGCAAUUAAAGGGAAACGAAGGAGAAAGGGAAUAUCGGAAUAUCUGGUGAAAUGGAAGGGGUGGUCCAACAAACACAACACCUGGGAACCGGAGGACAACAUCUUAGACAAGAGGUUACUAGACACAUACGCAACCAGGCGCACUGGUGUGACGUCACGCAGAGGUCGACGGCCCAGAAGGCAGAUAUCGCAGCCGUCUCCCAUGUACCUGUCUAAUGUACCAUAUGACUGGCCUAACUCUGAAUUUCCAAGCCGAUUUCGAUUGGUGAAGGAUCCAAGCAACGGGACAUGGUGUACGAGGCACACCCCAGUGGUCACCGCUGCCUCUCCACCGGGGCAAUCGUCGCGAUUCCCGGUAGGGAAUCAGGCGUCAGAUACGGUGGGGCUUACCGCUCGGAAGGCUUACUCCAGGUCUACUUCGGCUCCCAGUGCCUCGUUUGGUAGGCGAGAUACCGCGGCAGUCAACCCGGGAGAUUACCGAUCGGAUUGGACAUGGAGUCCCAACUCGGACCGUAGUCAGACUUCACUCAACACGUCCGAAUCAGGUGACCGGGAAGCCUGCGCCGCCACCGAACGAGACUUCGCGAGUUUUUACGUGGACGAGCUGCCAGAACUACAGCUCGACAGAAAUACGGAACAGCAUCGCCUGGAUCCCAAGCUCUCGCCAAAACUCGUGCUCAGGAGGAUCACAUCUACCGAGACUUUGCGAGAACAUCAUCCGACGGAGGAAAAAGACGAUUCGGACACGGAUGAGGCACAUUUUUCUGACCCGGACGAAAUCAAAUAUUACCCAAAGAAUUCAAAAAGGGUAGAAACCACACGCGAGCCUGUUGCCAAUCAACAAUCAUCACAAGAAUGUUGCCAUGACAACACAAACGACAGAGAACUGAAGAGGAGGUUCAGAUUUCCUCCAGUAAACAAAGAAGCCAUCUCGAUGCCUGCCAAACCCACCAACUUGGAUGCGUCCAUGCCUCAACGCGCCAAGAGAUCAGAGGGGGUAGUGGUGACUGAUGUAACAGCAGGCGGUGUCACUAUUACUAUCAGGGAAAGUGGUCAUGCUGAUGGUUUCUUUGGAAACAAGGUUAUCACAUGAUUAACCUGAUUGCACUCGCAAUUUGUUGACAAUAAUUGUUACGAACAAGAUGUUUGCCAUCCAUCGAUGCCAUAUGCAGGCACUGAGUGCUCGGUACAUCCCUCACUGGGAUGUGAACCCACGACCUUCUGCUUCUCAGCACAUCUCAUUAAUAUGUCAUGUAUUAUGCCGUGAUCCGAUAUCAUAAGCUGAUCGCAUACCAGAAAUGAUUAACAGUAUCAUAGAUACUAAGAUUGCGUCUGAAUGACUUAGUUACGACGGGCAUAAAACCAUCCACUUCACCCAUACAUGCAUGCUUCAAGUAAUUCAGAAAUACAGCGAGUCCCAAAUAUAUCCGCAACUUUUCUUUUGCGAGGCUUUAGCGUCGCAGCGGAAACACGUACCGCCAUUAUUUUCAUAUCAUUUUAAAGCUUGGAAUCUUAACUUUAUCUCUGGUAAGUAUUGGUUUGAUUUUCAAAAAGGUUUUGAAAUAGGCAUGUCAAAAACGAAGUAAACCGAUUUCAAAGAAAAUCAACCAUGUGCAUUUUGUUCUAAUGUGGAAAUGCUUCAUCAUGUUCAUAAUGUGACGAUCUCAGCCUUUUACUUUUUGUGUUUCCUUUUCUUUUUCGAUCCAC
This is a messenger RNA of Patiria miniata (bat star), 2352 nucleotides long. Its product is annotated as polycomb group protein Pc-like. The record is from RefSeq and is a predicted model, not a curated record. Lineage: Eukaryota; Metazoa; Echinodermata; Asteroidea; Valvatida; Asterinidae. The transcript has 5 exons. Bases 488 to 1738 code for a protein of 416 amino acids.